AUGCGGAGCUUAUUUAGAAAAUUCACUGCAUUUAAUAAUUUAUCUUUUGCGAGAAUAAACACUGUCAGACUUGCUUCUUCUAAAAGUGAUACUCAAAAAGAAGAUCCAAAGAAUGUUGAAGAAAUUAAAAAAAACAUUGUUGUGGAAAAGUAUGGAGGUGUUACUACUCUAAAUAUUGAUCGUCAAAAGACUCGCAAUAGUCUUGAUGAAGCUACCCUUAGAGAAAUGACUGAUGCUAUCAAUGCUUUUGAUAAAGAUAGUGAAGCUAAAGUCCUGGUCUUCAAUGGGGAAGGUGGAAGUUUCUGUUCAGGAUUUGAUAUGGAUGAAGUUGGAGAAAAAGGCUAUCAUACAUUAGUAGAUGCAGCUUCACGGCUCCUGAGAAGGCCAUUAUGUGACAAACCCACAAUAGCUGCAGUAGCAGGAUAUGCAGUGGGUGAAGGCUUUGAACUAGCACUAGCUUGUGAUUUACGAGUUAUUGAAGAUACUGCUGUUUUGGGAUGUCUUGGGAGAAGAUUUGGUGCUCCCCAAAGUCUGUAUGGUGGAAGACGAUUAACAUCUCUCAUUGGCCUCUCCCGAGCCUUAGAUUUAUUGAUCACAGGUCGGCCAAUAUCAGGGGCUGAUGCUAAUAUUAUGGGUCUGGCUUGCAAAUUAACUACCACAGGCACUGCUCUUGGUGAAUCUAUAAAAUUAGCAAAAUCGUUAAACAAAUUCCCACAAAAUGCUCUAAUAAUGGACAAGCUGGCCGCUGUCAAUUCCCAACUUAAUCCAAACAGUGAGGAGAGUAUGCGAGACGAAGCUGUAAUGCAGAGUUUGUUGGGUUACGCUAUUGAUGAUUUGAAUAAUGGUAUUAAGAAGUUCCAAGGAGGUAUAGGAAAACAUGGCAAAUUCUACAAACUAACAGAAGUACCCCUUAAAGAUUGGGAACUUGAAGAGUCUUUUGAAGAAACAGUCAAAAUUGACGAAGACAAAGAUAAAAAACCU
Molecule: messenger RNA, 981 nt
Organism: Brenthis ino (lesser marbled fritillary)
Lineage: Eukaryota; Metazoa; Arthropoda; Insecta; Lepidoptera; Nymphalidae
Source: the annotation of a GenBank genome assembly